Adineta ricciae is the source of this 765-nucleotide messenger RNA. The record is from the annotation of a GenBank genome assembly. NCBI's taxonomy places the organism in Eukaryota, Metazoa, Rotifera, Eurotatoria, Adinetida, Adinetidae.
AUGUUACUUUUUGCUAAUACAUGUUUAACUGAACUUCUUUAUGGAAGUGUUGUUCUUGCAAUGAAUAUAUUUACAUUUUAUAAUGAUUUAAAACAAAUUCAAUAUGAAGAUUCACUAUGUGUUUUUCGAGGCUAUGUUGGUUAUGUUGUUACUGCUCUUACAAAUUAUUCUUAUUUAAUCCAAGCUAUAUAUCGAUAUGUAGUUGUUUUAUAUUUCGAUCGAAUUUUUUUGCAAUCAGCUCGAUUUCAAUUGUUUCUUAUAUGUUUAACAUGGAUAUUUAGCUUUUUAUGCCCUCUACCAAUAAUGUUGACCGGUGAAAUAAAAUAUAUAUUUGAUAAUCAAAUAUGUCAAAUGCCUUUAAGAUUUUCCUUCUUUCAAAUUUAUAAUCCAUUUUUUAUUUAUAUAAUACCAAUUUCAUCAAUUGUUUUGAUAUAUUUUCUAUUAGUUCGUUAUGUGCGAAAAAUGAAUCAAAAUGUAACACGAGUUAAUAUUUUAUUUCGUGCAAAACAAGAAUUAAAAAUGGUUCGACGAAUAGUUAUUCUUAUUUUUGGUAUUACUAUGAUUGGUAUACCAUAUGUUACAUUCAUUUUCAUAUCAUUUUUUACUACUCCACCAAAAUAUCAUUUUCGUGUUGUUUUUAUAUUUCUUGAUACAUCAUUAUUAUUUGUUAUGAUUGCUUUAUUUCAAUUUACAGAUCCACUUAAAAUAUUUAUUAUGAGGAAAGUCAAAAGAAACCCGACUAAAACUGUACCAGUGGCCACAUAA